UCGUCUCCAUAGUAACGCGUGCUGCACGUGACCCGAUUCGUCGUGAGAAGGAAGAAGUGACCUUACUCGCAGCCUGCCACCAUCGCCGGGCGUGUGGCGUUCGUAGCCAUUGGGCGAGGAGGUCAGCCGACGCAAAACGCUGCGAUGUUCGUCGUUUAAAAUGGCGCUUGUGUACGCGUUCCUAGAGGACCAAGGAGUUGCUUCAGUGGAGUCAACCAGGACAUUUCGUGCUCACGAGGAUGCCUUCACGUCGUUGUCGGAAGAGCAGUUUGUCUCCUUCUUCCGACUGUCCAAAGCAGCAGCAACAGAGGUGUGUGAUGCCGUCCGGGAAGAUAUUCAGAGAGUGCAACGUUGGCGCAGAUCGACGCUCUCUGUUGAACAGAGGGUCCUCAUGGCUGAGAUUUUACGCCACUGGAGCAUUCCUCGGCAACAUAGGCAAUGACGAACACUUCGCCUGCAGCACCCACGCCGUGUCUGAGGCGAUUCACGACGUGAGCCUCGCAAUCAUCAAACGACUGGCGCCCAAAUAUAUGAAGUUCCCGACAACAGAUGAGGAGAAGCUUGAGGUGAAACGAGGCUUCUAUGAGGUGGCUGGCUUCUCCGGCUGUGUCGAUGCUAUUGACGGUACCGAGGUUGCGAUAAUGCAGCCCAGCCAAGGUGACCCACGGUUCGAUGAUUAUUGCCACAAGGGGUACUACGCUAUUAAUGUGCUAGCUGUUUGUGAUGCUUCACGUCGGAUUCUCUACAUGACUGCGAGAUAUCCUGGAUGUUACCACGAUUCAUCUAUACUCAACAUAUGUGAGCUGCGCCAGGCUGCCACGUCAGGAUUUUUCAAAAAUGAAGAGUGGCUAAUAGGUGAUAGCGCGUACCCUUUAGAACCGUGGCUCAUGACUCCAGUGAGGUCUCCGACAAACCCUGAAGAGACUGCAUACAACACGGCUCACACAAAGACACGCUGCUGCAUUGAACGGUGUUUCGGUGUACUAAAAAUGCGCUUCCGCUGCCUCCAAAGAUACAGGACCCUGCACUUUGCUCCUGAUAGAUCGUGCAACAUUAUAACGGCAUGUUGUAUACUUCACAACUUGUGCUUGGCAUAUAACAUGAAUGCUCCAACAGAGGGUACUGAAAGUGGCGAGUCCGAAGAUGGUGAAGAGGAACAUGCUCGACAAAGCUUCGAGGAACAAUAACAACACCAAGCAAGUAACCGGGGGCUGCGUACUAGGGAGCAGCUGAUAGCGCGAUGCUUUCGUUAAAUGAGUUUUGUUUUAAGGGCUAUAGCCCCACCACUUUUUCGUUUUGCGCUUUGUCCCUAUGACUGGCAUGUGCUUCGGUAACCUUACAGCUAGUGUUGCUGCAACUCUCGUAAUGAAAACAUCACGAGAAAUGCGGUAAAUGCUCAAACAUGUAAAUUAAGUUACAUUUUAUUGGGCUGUUUUCGUGCUCUCUAUUUACUUUUUACCAUACAGUGCCUCGUGUAUACAUAUACAGGAUUUGUAUGGAAACAUGGGCAUGACAUCGAGUGUUUCCCCAUGUAGGGAAUGUUUAGCAGUGUGUUUGUAACCCACCAUUGUGAAAUGAAUUUCGUCUUCCACAAACAUGACAUUUCUUUAUUAAUGGAAUAUUUGGACACUGCAAUAAAAAAAGAAAC
Molecule: messenger RNA, 1648 nt
Organism: Ornithodoros turicata
Lineage: Eukaryota; Metazoa; Arthropoda; Arachnida; Ixodida; Argasidae
Product: putative nuclease HARBI1
Exons: 5
Coding region: 240-1187 (315 amino acids)
Source: RefSeq, a predicted model, not a curated record